Drosophila bipectinata is the source of this 1148-nucleotide messenger RNA. Its product is annotated as angiopoietin-4-like. The record is from RefSeq and is a predicted model, not a curated record. Lineage: Eukaryota; Metazoa; Arthropoda; Insecta; Diptera; Drosophilidae.
CAGAGAUUCUUUCAGUAGAACCUUCAGUUCAAUACAAAAAAUACAAGAUGAUCUUCCCAGUGGCCCUCCUUGGUGCCUUUAUCCUCCUUCCUGUCACCCUGGGAUCGGAAGAAUGCCACAAAAAUGAUACUCAGCUCUUAAAGUGCCACACAGACUUGCAGAACGAGCGUCUCGAAAAAUAUGCCAAGAUAUCAAAAUGGCAACAGGAUUAUUCCGAAUUGCUGAGACAACUUAUGGAUGAGAAAGAUAAAUAUGCAGAGUUGCAUUCGAAGCAGCAGGAAGUUGACAAUCUAAAAGCUUUAAUACAUCAACAAAGUGAAGAAAUAGAACUUCUAAAAGAUCAUAUUAGGGAACUAAAAGAAAAAAGUGAACUUGCAACGUUGACAAAUAAACUCAGCACAGACAUUGACAAAUUUGGAGAAAUAGUUAAAGCUGAAGGAGUCUUAACAAAUCAACAGGCUCAUAUAAAUAAUCAGACGACGCCGAAAACAGAAACCAUAGAUUUUCCAGAUUCUUGUCCACGAAGCCAAAAUGAAACCAGAGUCAUUCGCGAAAUCAAACUACCAGGCUCAGACCCGUUUAAAGUGCUUUGUUAUUCAAAUUCGAAUUUAGGAUCUAGAUGGAUGAAUGUUUAUGCAAAAGAAUUUAUUUCACGAAAAUUUAACGGCACGUAUGAGGAUUUUGAAAGUGGAUUCGGCGAUAUUAAUACUUACUUUGAAUUCUUUAUUGGACUCAAUCAAUUGCACCGUCUGACCAGUGGAAAGCCUUAUGAAGUGCUUUUAUUGACCAAUGGAAAUGAAAAAAGAUGUGACAAUUUUGUUGUAGGCGAUCGAACCGAAGGCUACAAAGUAAAAACUAUUAGCAAUUGUACUGGAGACGCCUGGCUGGCCCCUAAGCUGGGUUCCAAAUUUUCGACCUUCGAUCGAGACGAGGAUGGAGUUCCUGAUCAUAAUGUGGCGAAGGAAUUGGGCUAUGGCUGGUGGUUCGAUCCUGACAUGAGUACUUUAAACGUCGAAUUUCAUUACUUAAUCAUGUUCAUCCGAAGAAGAGAUUGACGACAAAAAACAGCAUUUCAAAACGGCCUCAGAAAGUGAAUUAUUUUUGAAAAGAAUACAGGAUAUAUAUAUGCACUAGAAUGUAAUUAUUAU